Paramecium pentaurelia is the source of this 1538-nucleotide messenger RNA. NCBI's taxonomy places the organism in Eukaryota, Ciliophora, Oligohymenophorea, Peniculida, Parameciidae. The record is from the annotation of a GenBank genome assembly.
AUGUUUAUCAUUUUUAUACUCUAGUUACUUUAUGUACUUGGAUAAGAUGAUGAUCCUAUUCACACUUCUGUCCUUUAUGGAAGUUCAGAUUUAGGAUAUUAUUAUGUUAACAUUUAUGUUGGCAAUCCUCCACAAAAACAAUCUGUUAUAAUAGAUACUGCAAGCUAAAUAACAGCAUUUCCUUGUGAUGCUUGUGAUUCAACAUCAUAAUGUGGAAAUCAUGUAGAUUAAUACUAUAAUAGAACGAAUUCAUCAACAUAUAAAGAGUUAGAUUGCAAUAGCUCAUUUGGAGAAUGCUCCUGUUUUAAAUGUUUAAAUAAAUAAUGCAUUUUUUCGAUUUCUUAUUCUGAAGGAUCAUAUCUAGAAGGGUUCUAUGUAAAUGAUCAAGUGAUUUUUGGGGAUUUAUUGAUGGAGGCUAAGACAUCAUAGAAUGAAUCAAUCUCAAAAAAAGAUAGAAGUGUUAGAAGUGUUUUUGGGUGUACUACUAGAGAAACAUAUUUAUUCAAAACUUAAUUGGCAAAUGGAAUAUUGGGAUUGUCUCCAAAGACAAACACUAUUCUUGCAUUCCCUAAUAUUGUAGAUGAUAUUCAUGAUCAAGAAAAUGGAAUGAAACUAUUCUUUUCUAUUUGUAUAGGAAGAAUUAAUGGUUAUAUGACAAUAGGAUAAUAUGAUUUUAGUAGACAUCAGAAAAAUAGUACUUAUUAUACAAUUAAUUACUUUCCUACUUAAAAUAAGCCAAAAUAUGUAAUAAAAAUUUCAGAAAUUAGAGUUAAUAAUAAAACUAUUUUACCUGGUUCAGAUUUAUAAGCAGGAGAAGGUACUUUUAUAUGUUCUGGAUGUACAAUUAUUUAUGCUCAUCCUCAUGUGACAAGAGAAUUAGUUAAUGUUUUUGUAUGUGAUUCUCCUAAUUGUCCUAACAUGGAAUAUUUUGAAGAUACUGCAUGCUAUGUUUAUAAUAAAACACUUCAUGGAUCAUAUGAAUAAUUUAUUUCAUUUUUUCCAACUUACUAAUUUGUAAUGGAUAAUAAUUUUAUCUUGGAUUGGACACCAAAAGAUUAUUUAACUAAAAGUAUUAACUAAGAUGAUGCUUAUUGUUUACCUGUUUAAGAAUAUUAUGGAAAUAGAAAAGUAUUUUUAGGUUAGGUAUGGAUGAGAAAUUGGGAUAUAGGUUUUGACAAAGAAAAUUAAACUCUGACGUUUGUAAGAAGUAAUUGUUCAUCAGAUAAUCUUAAACAUAAUUUCACUGCUGAUGAUUUGUUUUUAAAAGAAUUAAAUUAAUCUAAUAUAACAUUAAAAAACAGAUAUCCACCUCCUAUAGAUAUCGAUUAAGAAUUUGGUAUAUUAAAAAUAUAUAUUUUUAAGCAUAUGAAUCUGUUGGAGUAAUAGCUGUAUUUAUUAUAUCUAUAAUCAUAAUUAUAUUGAUAUUUUGUAUUAGAAGGAUAUAUUUAAAUAGAAAAAUUCAAAUAGAAUCUAAAAUACCAGUAGAUGAAGAUGAAACUUAUAAAACAGUCCAAUAAAAAGUUUUUGUUGCUUAAUGA